Conger conger (European conger) is the source of this 2890-nucleotide messenger RNA. RefSeq names its product sorting nexin 1a (gene snx1a). The transcript has 15 exons. The coding region runs from base 586 to 2619 and encodes 677 amino acids. The record is from RefSeq and is a predicted model, not a curated record. NCBI's taxonomy places the organism in Eukaryota, Metazoa, Chordata, Actinopteri, Anguilliformes, Congridae. Gene Ontology annotation, biological process: intracellular protein transport; early endosome to Golgi transport. Gene Ontology annotation, cellular component: endosome membrane; endosome. Gene Ontology annotation, molecular function: phosphatidylinositol binding.
AGAGCAUUCCUGAUAUUCUCAUUUUCGCAGCGAGGACCUGUGAACGUUCUGUGGAAUUUCAGUCCCACAGAAGAGAAGACUCCUCCUGCCGACAACAACAGAUACAUGCAUCAGGUCAUAUAGCUAAGUUGGCUAGAAAUCGUGAAGUCUGCUUUUCACUUGUUGUCAGCACUGCAUUAUUUGACAUCGAUUUAGCCAUGAUAUAGAUGCAAAUUUUAAUUAAUUCUAAGUAAGCUCAUUUUGUGCAAUUUCAACAAAUUCACAUCAGUUCAGUUAUCUAGCAACCUUCGACCUUAAACGUCUAUGACAAUUCGUAAUUUAUUAUACUAGAUUGAUUUUUUAAUUCUGUGCAUAUUCAUUUUAGAUAAUAUGUUGCUGGUAAAGUUGUCUAUCUUUAAAGUUAUCUAGCAAUCCAUACAGUCUAAACCGAUUCGCCCUAGUAACCGGUGAUCUCCUUUAUCUAUGCAUGCGUUGUUGCCAGCAGAUGUCGUUGUAUUUAUUGUUUCCCCUUUUAAGUUUUUUCUGAUCUCCGCGUCCAAUAAGUUUUACGAUGCUGCAGUCUCCAGCCAGUUGCAUUGAAUAAAGAUGGCGGCCAGUUCAGAACGUAGUCCCCCUCCCUUCCCUGAAUCCGAAGAUCAAGAACCUGACCCCGAAACUGGAGAUGGAGACAGCGAUGAAGGAGAGGAUAUUUUUACCGGCAAAAGCAUUCCAGUAGAAGCCAAGAUAGAGCCACUUCUGCAAGAAAGUGGUGUUAUCAGCGAAGCACCAUCUGAUAUUUUCAGUGAACCACUAGCUGAUGUCCUCAGUGAACCAUCCACAGAUAUCUUCGGUGAUUCCCCAGUUGAUUUCCUCAGUGAUCCACCAGUUCAUAUCCGCAGUGAUUCCCCAGUUGAUCUCCUCAGAGAUCCGCCUAUUGACAUCGUCAGUGAUCCACCAGUUGAUAUCCUCAGUGACCCACCAGUUGAUACCCUCAGUGACCCACCAGUUGAUAUCUUCAGUGACCCUCCAGUUGAUAUCCUCCGUGGUCCACCAGUUGAUCUCCUCCGUGAUUCACCAGUUGAUCUCCUCCGUGAUUCACCAGUUGAUCUCCUCCGUGAUUCACCAGUUGAUCUCCUCCGUGAUUCACCAGUUGAUCUCCUCCGUGAUUCACCAGCUGAUAUUUUCAACGAACCUCCAGCCGAUCUCUUCAGUGAAGAGUCUGUUCCCACCACCACCACUGCUGUAACCACCAGCAAUACCGUGACGAACACCCAAACCAAUUCCAAGACAAACGGCAUACACUCAGAUGAUGAAGAGCAAGACAUAUUUGCAGAGGCCACAGUGGAGCUAUCCCUGGACAGCCCUGCCAACGAUCGGAAGAAGAGAGAGCCCGCCAAGACUUCCACGGCAGUCCCCUCCAUCUCGGUCGCGCCUAGCACAUCAAAAAUGCAAGCCAAGUCCCUGGAGGAGCUGGAAGAAGAGGAGAGCGAAGACAAGUUUGAGCUGAAUAUUGCUGUUACCAACCCAGAGAAAGUCGGGGAUGGCAUGAAUGCUUACAUGGCCUACAAAGUUUCCACGCAGACCACAUUGCCAAUGUUCAGGAAUAAGACGUUUACAGUGAGGAGGAGGUUCAGUGAUUUUCUCGGACUCUUCGAGAAGCUUUCUGAGAAGCACUCACAGAACGGCUACAUCGUUCCCCCGCCCCCAGAGAAGAGCCUUGUGGGGAUGACCAAAGUAAAAGUGGGCAAAGAGGACCCUUCCUCUGCGGAGUUUGUGGAGAGGAGGAGAGCGGCCCUGGAAAGGUAUCUUCAGAGAGUGGUCCUUCACCCAUCCCUGUUACAAGAUCCAGACGUCCGUGAGUUCCUGGAAAAAGAGGAGUUGCCCAGGGCAGUGAGCACACAGACGCUGAGUGGGGCUGGUUUCCUGAAGAUGAUCAACAAGGCCACAGAAGCAGUCAGCAAGAUGACCAUCAAGAUGAAUGAGUCUGAUAUUUGGUUUGAGGAGAAACUCCAGGAGGUGGAGGUGGAGGAUCAGCAGCUCAGGAAGCUCCAUGCCAUGGUGGAUUCCUUGGUCAGCCACAGGAAGGAGCUCUCGGGAAACACGGCGGUGUUUGCGAAGAGCGUGGCGAUGCUGGGCAGCUCGGAGGACAACACCGCCCUGUCGCGCGCCCUGUCCCAGCUGGCCGAGGUGGAGGACAAGAUCGAGCAGCUGCACCAGGAGCAGGCCAGCAGCGACUUCUUCAUCUUCGCCGAGCUGCUGGCGGACUACAUCCGCCUGCUGGGGGCCGUGCGGAGCUGUUUUGACCAGCGCAUGAAGACCUGGCAGCGUUGGCAGGACUCUCAGAACAUGCUGCAGAAGAAGCGGGAGAACGAGGCCAAGCUGCUGUGGGCGAACAAGCCUGAAAAACUGCAGCAGGCCAAGGACGAGAUCACAGAGUGGGAGGCCAAGGUUACUCAAUUUGAAAGAGACUUUGAGAGGAUUUCUGCCACCGUUCGCAAGGAGGUACUCAGGUUUGAGAAGGAGAAGGCCAGAGACUUCAAGAACCAGAUAGUCAAAUACUUGGAGUCUCUCUUGCGCUCACAGCAACAGCUCAUAAAAUACUGGGAAGCAUUCCUACCUGAAGCAAAAGCAAUCGCAUGAUGGCAAGCGAAGACUCAGAGAGAAAAAAGGCCUUUUUUAUACACUUUACCUCUCGCCUAUAAACCAAGAAAAGAAAGAAAGCCGAAAUGCUCUGUAAAGAGAAAGAGAUACAAUCUAAUCCAUGUUUUUUAAUUCAUCAUAACCUAAUAGCUCUUCAUCUUAACUAUUGUAUUGAUAAUUGUAUAUUUUUCAUUUAACUUCCACAUAUAUUUUCUUAAUGACAAAAAAAAAAAAACUUUAUCUCUGUGACAUAAAAUCUUGGUGGCAGGUG